Messenger RNA from Clunio marinus, 219 nucleotides. Lineage: Eukaryota; Metazoa; Arthropoda; Insecta; Diptera; Chironomidae. The record is from the annotation of a GenBank genome assembly.
AUGACCUCAACCUUUUUGUUCUCUACUCGAUUAAACGGAAAUCAAUUUCAAGACGAACACAGAGGAGACACUUUGGGUGGUUUAAGUGACAACAAUCAUUAUGACGAUGAUGAUGAUGAUGAUGCAAGUCACCGGAAUGCAAAUAAUGCUAUCACCACAAAAGCCAAAGUGGAAAUUUCUGUGUAUUUAAAGUUGCUUUUCAUAAGGAUAAUUAAUUAA